AUGUUAUGGACAUUAGGCUAUCAAAUAAAAAAUUCAUUUAGUAAAAAUUCUGAGAAAAUACUAGACGAAAAUUUAGUAAACCGAAUCAAUAGUACAAUAGAAAAUGUCGAGGACAAAAUUAGUACUGAAUCACUCAGUUUCGUUAAUGAACAAGUUCAAAAUCAAUAUUUUCUUGUCGAUAAUAAAGAUCGUCAUAGUACACAAAGACGAAUAAAAAUGUCUACGAAUUACUCGCGCAAAUUAAAACAGGCAGCUGUUACAAAAAAUCAGCAAACAAUGAAAAUAAAAUCAAAAAAUAAGCAAUCCGAAGAAUCUACAGAUGCAUUAAGUUCUGUUAAUUUUUUUAAGAAUAGAAAAGUUGAUAUUAAAACAAGUACGAAUACAGAAAUUCUUCCAACUGUACAAGAUAAAGGUGGAAGUGAUCAAUCUAUGUGGAGAACUACGAGUGCAGAAAUUUCGAAUCUUUAUCAGAGAGUAAAAAGUGGACAAAUACUUAAACAGACAGAUAAAGAUGAAUAUUUACCGUCAAGAUUUCUAGGAAUUAGUAAAAAAUGGUUUUUAACGCCUGGAAUAGAGUACAUAGAAGGAUUAUAUUUGGAUCUAAUGAUCUCUGAGAUGUUUCUUGAAAUAUCUAAAAAGCAUAUCUUAAACGAUAAAACAAUACAUUUACUUAUUCAAUGUAUAGACAGUCUCGAUGGACUCGAAUGGAAAAUUCUCGGUGGACCCACCGGAAGAGAAAGUGCUAUAAGAAACUAUACAUUUUUUCUUAAAGCUGCUCUUUUUCCUUUACAUAUUCUACAAUUACUUAAAGGUGAUUCUAUUGUAAAUGAAAGCAAUAUAUCCGAAGGAUUAACAUUUAAAUUAAAAGCUAUAAGAAUUAAUGCCAUAUCAGCCAUUUAUAAUUGUACAAUACGAAAUAAAUGGAUUUUAACAGAUGAACGAUUGAAUCAUAUUCAAAAAUAUAUAGAUGAUGAUGAUAGAGAAUUUAAAAAUUGGAUCAUUCAAAUAUUCUUAUUGAUUGAAAAUAAUAAGAAUGUUAAUUAUAAGAAAUUAUUCAAUGAAUGUUUGAAACAAUUCGAACAAAAUGAAAAUCUAAUCCAUGCCAUUAGUUAUAUUUACGAACAGAGUAAAGAUAUGAAUAGAUGUAAAGAAUUAUUUGAUGAAAAUUCAAUAACAAUAAUUAGUAGUGUAUUUACCAAACAGAAUUUAAGUCAACAUGAAAAGUUAAUUGUCUGUUCGAUAAUAAAUAAUUAUCUUCAAUCUAGUUACAGUAAAGGUUUGAAUGAAAUUCAACUUAGAAAUUAUGCUUAUCUAUUGCAUCAUUCGCAAGAUAGCGAAGAUUUAAAACUUGAAGCAUUAAAAUCAAUUGUUUUAACUGUCGAGAAAGUGAAAAUGUUACCGGAAUUUAUGAUGGAAAUUCUCAUUGAAAAUAUGAAUAAAGGUGAUGAUAAAUUUGAUAAUUUCGUUAUUCUAGUUCUGAGAAUUGUUGCUGAACAACAAGCAAUCUUCAAGGUAGAUUGUCUAGCUAGUAAAUGGUUAGAAGACAGUAUUAUAAUUAGAGAUGAAAUUGAUAUUAGUUUUGAAAAGGCUUCUGAAUACAAUCUUGAUUGUCAAUGGAUUUCAUCCAUUGUUGCUCAAAUGUUUUUAACAUCUUUGCAGAAAAAUAUUAGAAUAAAUGAUCAAAGUAUUGAUUAUCUUGUUAAAUCACUCGAUAGUAAAGAUAAACAAACUUGUAUUCUAUCAGCAAAAUCAUUAUAUUUAGUUGCAGAAACUCAUGAAAUAAAGGAUCCAAUUCUAUUUGAUUUAAAAGAACAUAUAGAAAGUCGUAUACAUGAUGUUUCUGUUUAUUUGACCGUAGCUUAUGUUCGAGGUUUAGCGACAUUAUCAUCAUCAUACGGUUUUAUUGCAGCAAGUCAUGUUAGUUAUUUACCGAGAAUUUAUGUAUUUGAAGAUUUACAAUUAGGUGAAGAAAAUUUUGCUAAUAUUGUAAAUAAAAAAAUUCUAUUUUUACUCUAUAAUGAAGCUGCAAAUAAUCCAUUUGAAGAUGAUGUUUUUCGAAUUUUCGAUCAUAUUCUAUUGCUCGAAAAUGAAUAUCAAGUUGAUGCUAUUGAAAUAUUACGUAAAUAUUCAGCAAAUAAAUUUCUCAUUCCAGAUGAUACUCUAUCUGCACUAGAAAAUAUUGUUACGACACCUGAAUUAUUUAAUCAAGUUUUUCAAGUAAUUGAAAAUAUAAUUCAUAAUAAACAGAUUGUUAGUGAAAAAAUCCUUCGUAUCAUUGCCGAUAAUUUUUAUUUAUCACACAGUGAUAAAUUAAGAGAAAGUUCCUAUCAUCUGUUAGAUAUGGCGAAUGAUAAUCAAGAUAUAUCUGAAGAAAUUUUCAAUAUAUUUGAAUUAGAAAAGUCUAGUCGAGCUAUCAGUUCACAUUACUUGGAAGCUAAGUGUGCUAUUGCUUAUUUACUUGAAAAAACAAAGAAUGGAUAUCGUUUAACAAUUAAUGGUUUUCGAGCAUUAGCACAAGUCAUCAACAUUCCAUGGAUGAUCGAUAAUAAUAUUUUGAAAAUUUUGUUGAAUGUUUCAAAUAAUGGACAAAUAAUACCUAUUGGUUUAGUUGGAAAACUAACGAGAAGAUUUAAUCCUUACAGUGAACAACAUGAUUUUAUUCGAAUAUUUGAAAAUUUAGUGAAAAAUAAUCAAGACAUACCGAGUAAACUUUCAUCCAAAUUGACUAAAGCCUUGAAUAAUCCAUGUAUUCUUGAUCAAGUAUUAAUUAUUUUUCUCCUUGAAGGACAAAAAGAACAAUAUCUGUCUGUUAUCUGUUCAGUUAUUGAGACAAAAGAUUAUUUUGCAAUUGAUACGAGAAAUCUUUUUGUUCGAAUACUGUAUCGAAAAUCCAUUAAAAAUAUAAUUGCUCGUAUUCAAACAGCAUUAGUUCAUGCUCUUAAAAUUGACUAUCAAGAUGUUAUUCGUAAAGCCAUAAACGGAUUAAAAAUACUUGUAUCUCAUCAUAAAGUUGUACCAGAAAAAGAAACCAUAGAUAUACUUCUAAGUUUAAUCACAAGCGACAUUUGCAAUGAAACUAUUAGACAAGACAUUCGUAUAUUAUUGAAUAUUUCCACAUUAGAAAACAAUCAGAAAUGUGCGUAUGAACUUGCCUAUUUAAAUUUUGAUAAUUACGAUCAAUUACUUGAUAAAUUAGAUCAGUUUGAUAAACCUAAGUUAUUGACACAAAACUUCAAUCAAAUUAGUUGUGUUAUUGACAAUGAUUCAACAUUGAGUCUUAAAGCUUUAGAAAUUUUACGGAAAUGUUCAAAUAAGGAAAAUAUCACAGAUAAAUUAUUGAACAGUAUUGCUGUUUUAUUAGCUAGUACUAAUUCAAAACAUAUCAAAUCAUUAUGUUGUCAAGUCAUUGCUGAGAUAGUUGGAACUGGAAGAAAAAUUUUCAUAGAUAUUUUAGAUCAAAAUGAUAAGUUUCAUAUAUUUCAUUGUGAUAUACUUAUAUGUAUUGCGCUAACAUUAGAAGUUAAGGAAAUGUCUGAAUUAAAAUCAUUGGAAAUAAAUAUUUUCAAUGAUAAUGACAUCAUUCGUUAUUGGUCAUUUCGAGGUUUAAGAGCAACUUAUGAUAGAGGUUUCAAAUCUUCAGCAUUUCUACAGUGGUGUAAUCAUAUUAUUGAUAAACUUGAAGAUAAUACUGAUGUCGAAGUUGAGUUCGAUUUAGAUUUAUUCGAAACCGUCGCAGCAUUAAAAUACAUUGAUUUUGAUAAAAUUUAUGGUACACCACAGAAUCAAUGGAAUAGAGAACUUUUAAUCUGUGAUUUAAUUGAACGAUUUCAUAUAACUGAAGCAGAACGUUUUCAAUUCUAUGAAGCUUGGCUUGAUAUCGAAGAACAUAGAAAAUAUCACAGUAAUAUGUUAUUAAAACUUUUACAUCGUUUUCUAGUAAAUAAUAAUAAUGUGCUCUUUACAGAAUGUUAUGAAACAGUAAAGAUUCUAGAUCAAAUUGAUUUCGACACUGCUCAUAAUAUUUUAUUGCAUAGUAGUCAAGCAUUUGUCGAUUUAAGACAGGCAUAUCUAACAGUUAUUAUUCAUCAAUGUUUAUUCAAUAGAGCUGAAAUUAGUAGUGAAUAUAUUGAAACUCUAGCAUCGAAUAUGAUGUCGAACUUUGGCUUUGAUCUAAGUCAAAAAUUUCUCGGUAGUUUACAAAAUAUCAGUAAUUUAUCAGAAUUUGAAAAUAUUUUGAAUUUUUCUAAAAUAUAUCAUAUAAAAUCAUCGGAUAUUUAUGUUAAGAAUGCGACUGUUUCUACACUAAAACGAUCAUUAGAAAUCAAACUGUUAGGUAAUCAAAUAGAAAAAGUUGAUCGAUUGAAAUUAGGUAUUUGUUUGGAUGAUUUGUUAGAUAAGAAUUGGACUUUCGAACAAAUAAAUCAUUUUUUCACUAUUGUGAAAGAAUCAAAUAGUCGAGAAAAAGCACGAUAUUUUUUAUCUAUUCUCGAGAUUAUUUCACAUUAUAAAAUUUCUCCAAAAGAAGAAAACUAUGAAAAAAUAUUAACAAUUUUAAAGAAUUCAACUGAAGAUUGGCAAAAAGAGAUUAAUAAAAUUGCAAUUGAAAUCAACUUUUCUGAUAAAGGUCAAAUUAAAAUGUCAAAAGAAUUAGUACAAGAAUUGCAAAGUAGAAAUUCACAGAAUGAAAAUUUGAAAACUUUAGAUGAAAAAAAAUUAUUAGAUUUAAUAGAAAAAAUUAAAAGUUCAAAUUUAUUAUCAUUGUUAUUCAAGAAUAUUAUAGCAGAAGACUCAAAUCUGAAAAAUCAAAUUCCUUCAAUUUCUAUCUCGCAAUGGACAAAAGAUCAUAUUCGUCUAUGGGCAAAUAUGGUCAAAGCUUAUAUUACACAUUGUAUCGAUACCGAAGAUUUCAUUAUAGAAGCUCUAGCAGUAAUUAAACAAGCAAAUUUCAUAGAUACUGGAUUUCAUCUUACAGAUGCACAAAUUCUAAGUUGUUUGAUUAUUUUGAAUGCCAACAAAAACCAAGGUAGAUUACUACAAGUAGGAACAGGCGAAGGUAAAUCAACUAUCAUUAGUGUAUUAGCAGUUGUUUACGCCUUAUUAGGGAGUACAGUAGAUAUCAUAACGAGUUCACCUGUACUAGCAGAACGAGAUGCAAAAGAAAAAGAAAACUUCUAUAGUAUGUUUGAUCUUCAAUGUAGUCAUAAUAAUGAUAAAGCAGUGUAUCUAUCAGGUCCUAAAGUAUGUUACAGAAAACAGAUUGUCUAUGGUGAAGCAGCACAAUUUCAAUUCGAUACAUUGAGAACAGAAUAUGCUGAAUUGAAUACAUUAGCCGGUAGGAAAUGUGAUGUUGCCAUUGUCGAUGAAGUCGAUAGUAUGCUUAUUGAUGAUAGUUCGAAAAUAGCACGAUUAGCAUCGACUAUGUCAGGUAUGGAUCAAUUACAAAUAAUCUAUCAACUAUUAUGGCAUCAACUUAUUUCUUUGCAAGAGAAAAUAAUUCGUUUAGAUAAUAAAAUGUAUUUAUUUUAUGGAAAAAUUAAGUUCGAAGAAAAACUAAUCACACUUGAAUAUGCAAAUGAACAGGGAGAUAUUGUUAGUAUUCCAGAUUUAAAAACUCAUCUAGCCUCUACAUCCGAUAUAAGUAAUAUAGGAAAAUAUAUACCAGAAGAUGAUAAAGAAGAUGAAUUUAUUAAGGAGAACUUAGAUAAUUAUAUUCGAACAUUCAUCAAGGAAAAUCUCAAAAUACCGAAAAAUUUUUCUGAUUUUGUUCAUUCACAAAUACCGAAAUGGAUAGAUAAUGCUAUUACAGCAUUGAUCUAUCAAGAAAAUGUACAUUAUAUUGUACAUAAUGGUUUGAUAAAACCAGUCGAUUAUUACAGUACAGGUAUUGUACAGAAUUCAUCGAAUUGGAGUGAUGGAUUACAUCAAUUUUUACAAAUAAAACAUGAACUCAAAAUGACAUCAGAAACAUUUACAACAAAUUUUCUUUCGAAUCGAGGAUAUUUUACACGGUACAGUUCGAAAUUAUUCGGUCUUACCGGCACACUCGGUUCAGAUAAAGCAAAACAAGUACUAGGCGAUGUCUAUCAUGUAGAUUUUGUUAUUAUUCCUAGUCUACGUCAAAAACAACAUCUUUCAUUACCUGACAUUAUAGUUAUGAAUGAAAAAGAUUGGUUAGAAGAAAUUUGUCAUUCAGCAAUAAAUGAAUCGAGUAAAGAACGUGGAACUUUAGUUAUUUGUGAAACUAUCGAACAUACUAAAAGUAUAGUAGAAAAAUUGCAACAAAAAUAUCGUUCUAGUGCAAUUAAACUCUAUACGAUGAAUGAUAUGAAUCAAGAGAAAAAUGUUGCAAAUAUAAAUCCGGGAGAAAUAAUUAUUGCUACGAAUCUAGCAGGACGAGGUACAGAUAUAAAAACGGAAGAAAUAGAAAAACAUGGCGGUCUUCAUGUUAUUGUAACAUUUAUGCCACCUAAUAAACGUGUCGAAGAACAAGCAUUCGGUAGAACAUCACGUCAAGGUAAACGUGGUACAAGUCAACGAAUUUUAAAUGCAAUUAAUUUAAUAGAAUAUGAAGAUUUUGAUAUACAAAAAAUUACACAAUUUCGAGAUAGAAUUGAAGCGAAAAUGUUAUGUGAUUUUGAAAGUUGUGAAUUAAAAAUCAUUACAUUGAAAGAUGAACUUUUUAUUAAAUUUUGUUUAUUAUUAAAAGAGAUACGUUCAAAAAUUAGAGAGAAAAUUAGCUGGUGGACAAACGUAAAAAAUAAUGUAAAAAAUACAUUUGUACAUGUGAAUCCGUCUGUUGUUGAGUCGAAUACUUUACUCAGUAUUGAAGAACAAUGGGCAAUGUUUUUACGUAAAAUUGAUGAUGAAAAAUUUCCUAUCAAUAUAGAGAAAAUUCAUGCUGACUACGAAAAAUUUAGUGAAAAUAUACUGAGUAAUUACGCAAAUGAUUGUGUGAUUAAGAAUCCUUAUCAUUGUAUCAACAUAGGUAAUGAUUUAAUCAUAAAUGAUUCAUCAUUAACAAAUCAGUAUAAUGAAGCGAUGAAGCACUUCGAUAAGGCUAUAGAACUUGAUUCAAAUCAUUGUGCGGCAGCUUUCGUUGGUAAAGGUUGGUUAUUAAUAAAAGGUAAAGAAACAUUUAUUGGCUCGAAUGAACAAGAGUUUGGCUAUAAGGAAGCAGCUAUGAGAGCAUUCCGUAGAGCACUUGAAAUCUUAGCUGAAGAAAUGGCUUUACUAACAUCGAUCCAAACACUUUUACAAAAGAGAUCAUCCUUCAAUAUAAAUAGCUCUCUAUCGAAACAAUUAGUACAAAAACUUAAUAUUUUAGGUAGUUAUUGCAAUAGUUUAGAAAAUUUCGUGAACGUAAUUAGAAAAUCUCGUAGAUUAAUACAAAUUACAGAUAUCAUAGACUGUAAAAACAUGAAAACCGAUGUAGAUAAUAGUGGUGUAUUUAAAAGAGUAAUUACGCAUGAUGAAAUUGAGAAAGGUAUUGGAAAAUGGUGUAAUAUUCGUUUAAUUUCCUCUGACCAGAGUGAUCGAUACGAAGCUUCGAUAGAAAAUUGUGAUGAAAUUGGGAUCACGAAAAAAGAUGAAGAUAAAUUUAUAGUUAUUUAUAAACAUAGAAUAGAAAAUAAAAUAGCUAAAUGGCCUAUAGAUGAUACCCAAUUGAAUAAUUGGCUUUUAACCGUAUCAUUUGAUGAGAGUAUUCUUGAUAGAAAUACAAAUUCUAAAAUUUACAAUAGAAUUUAUCAAAAAAUCGUUUCUGAAAAUGGUUACGUUCGAGCAGACUUUUUAGCUCCUCUUCAAACAUUAUCAAAAGAUCGAGAAUAUGAAGUAACGUUCAAUGAUCUCACUGUAAGAGAAGAUAUGGGUACUAUUGAUCAAGCUAUAGAGACUAUAGAUAAGGCAAUAUCUAAACCUAACUUACUUGAUCGUUUGAGCAAUACAAAACGACAUAUUCUCAGUACUGAUUAUAAAGAUAUUAGAGUCAGUAUAUCUCAGAUUAAUUCAGAAAUAUUGAAAGAGCUUAUCAAUCCUAAUAUCGAAGUUCAAGAAGUUACAAAAGAGAUGGCUCUAGUACAAUUAAAAGAUAAAAGUUCAUUUUUUCAUCGUCAUUUACUGCCAGAGUCUUUAUCUCCUGAUUCAUAUGCAGUGAAUUUAGAUAUUAUUCUUAACGAUAAUAAAAUACAAGAAGAAUCUCAUUUACAAGUAAGAAAUGCAAUAGAAAUAAUUGAAAAACAAACAGAAAAGAAUGUACGCUUUAAUUUAACUUUUAUAUCUGCGAACGAAAUAUCCAAAGUUUUAAGAACCGAAAUAAUAAAUAUUUCGAAAUUAACUGUCGAAUUUCUUUGUUUGAAUGGAGAAAAAAUUCGAGAGAAAUUUACAAAAAUAAAAUCUGAAAAUAUUAAUCUAAAUAUUAAUCUUGAAAUAUUCGAUAGAAAAGAACAAUUAUUAGAAGUUCUUCGUUCUCUCAACAUACAAAAUAUCGAAUUAUGUACGUUUCAAAAUGAAGAAAAGAAUGUUAAUAAUAUCAAAGAAUUAGUUAAUAAGACAAUAGGAAAGAGAAAAAUCGAAGAAAAUAAAGAGGAUCAUAUAUGUAUAAAAUUAAUUGAUUUAAAUACACAAACAAUUGACAAUAUUCUUUCGAUUUGUCCGAAUGCAAAUUUUAAUAUUCAUUUCAUUAACAUAGAUUUCAACAGUCUCUUGAAUGGACUAAAUGAUGAAUCUAUCAAUAUUCAUUUUGAUCGAUUAGGAAAAGAAACGGCUCAAAUUUUAAUAAAACAAAUAAGAAAAAAAAAUCUCGAUUUUAGUUUAGUCUUUAAGCAUUUGAAAAGUACUCAAGCACAAAGACUAAUAGAAAUAGCUCCUAUCGAUCAAGAAAAUAUAGAAAUAAAUAAAGUCAAAUCUUUAAGUGAAUUAUUUAUGAGUGAUUCAAAGCCAGAUUUAGAACUUUCAGAAUUUUCAGGACGAGGAAUCGAAUAUCUACUUGAAAUUAGCGAGAAGAAAUUUAUUCCAUGGCUAAGCGUUGCUAGUGUAGCUAUUCUAGGCGUUGUUCAAAUGGCAGUAGGUGUUGCUCUUAUUUGUACGGGUUUUGGAGCUACUGUAGGAAUGGGUUUGAUUACUGAAGGAGCUGCAGAUUUGCUUACUGCCUAUCGAGCUUAUAGUACGAGACAAUUUAGUUGGUCUGAUUAUGGUAAACAAAAAGCAGUAAGCCUAGUUAUUUCAGCUGUUUCAAUGGGAUUUUCAUCGAUUAAAGAUGCAGCUAAAGGAGCACAGACGAUUGUCACAGGAGCAGGACAAGAACUACUUGAGCAAGCUGGUACAAAGUUAAUAACUAGUGGAAAAUCAGCAGGUACAACAUUAAUUAAGACACGGCUAAAUUUGAAAAGUCUAGCAAUCAAGUUCACUGGUAUAACUGUUACUGAAGCUGUAGCAAGAGAAGGUUUAAAUAAGAUUGCAGAUAUUGGAUCAAAUUUCGUAUUAGAACAAAUGAAACCACAGAUUUCAGCAUCAAUACAAAAUCGAGUAAAUAGCAAAUUUACUGAAUCUGAUCUAUUUAAAAUAAUUCGUAAAAUGUAUGCAAUCGAUUUAAUGAGUCGAAAACAACAAAUGAAAGGAAAAAUUCACAGAAUAGUCAUCGAAAUAAUUAAUCCUGAACAUAGUUUCUGGAGUAAACAGUGGGACUCCAUUGGUGGUCCUUUAUGUAAAGGUAUGCUAUCAAGUGUCGAGAAAAUACGCGGUCCAGCAAGUAUGACUAUUAGAAUACUUGGCACCUUGAAUGGAAUGUAUGAAAUUACGUUUAUUAUUCAAAAUGUUCAUGAUAAACUUUUAAAGAAACUUACAGAUAUAGAUCGAGAUACUUUGUCCAUGUAUCAAGUUCUAAAUCACUAUUGUACGAUUAGUAAAGAAGAUACAAAGGAAAUUUUAAGUCUUCUUGAUAAUGAAGGCAUUAAAGAAUUCAAUGAUGAAUUAGAAAAUAAGAAUUUUCCGAAUAAAUUAAACACAAUUGAUUUCAAACAAUUUAAUAUACAUAAAGAAACGAUCGUAAAAUUUUUCACUUCAUUACAUGAAAAUAUAUUGAAUGUAGUAAUCGAUGAUUUCAAUGAAAUUAUGAAAUUAGUAUCCGAUGCAAUAACAGAACAAGUAUUUCGAAUAACACAAUCACAACUUAUCUCUCCAUGGAGUACUUAUGGUAUGGGUGAAUUGACAAAGACUAUUUCAGAAAGAAUACAGGAUCAUUUUAUUGUUGAUAAGAAUCAAAAUUCUGAUAGUCAAAACCGAGAAAAUCAAGAGAAUCAAGAAAAAGGCAUAACAUUAAAAGGAAGUGAAAAAUACAAUACAAUUGCAAAACAAAUUCGAUACAAUGCCAAAGAUUACACAAUUGCAUAUAGUCAAUGUGAAAUUAUUUAUCAUGCUCAACAACAACAAGAUCGAUCCAAUAUUGGAAUAAUCGAUAAUAAAACUAGAAAAUAUACAGAAGAAGUUAGAACCGAUAAACCAGCAAGCUUAUCGGAUAUGAUAGCACUGGCUGCGCAACAAAAUUUAGAUAUAAAGAUAGUCGACGAUCCCAAUUAUCAACCUACCAAUGAAGAUAAAGAAAAAGGGCACUAUCAACUUAUGUUAGCAGAUGGUGCUGUUGUUGAUAUUUCAAGCGAUCGAAAUAACUGCGGUUAUAGUGUUAUUCAGAAAAUAUUACAUGAUCGAGGUAUUGAAAAAUCUAUCGAUGAUCUUCGUAAUGAUAGAGCUCAGAGAAUUGAAGAUAAUCCUAAAGUAUUUGUGAAAAUGUUUAAAGCAGAACAAUGGGUUUCAUCUCGUUAUCCUCAGGAGGCAAAUGCAAUAUUAGUGAUAGGCGCUGGAUAUAAAUAUAAGAAAAAUAUUGAGUUCGAAAAUAUAGAUAAGGAAAAUAUCGGUAAAUAUAGACGUCGUCAAAGACGUCCUUCGUCAGAAGGUGAUUCGGAAAGUGAAAAUCCUAACAUUCUUUAUAGAGCAAUUCGUGAAGAUGAGCAGCCAUUUGAAGAUGGAUUACGUCCUCCACCAAAUCAUGAUCCUAAUAAAUCAGCAACGAGUAUUGACGAUGAAUGUUUACAGGAAACGAAUGUUUUCGAUUCUCUAUGGUUCACAAUAACCAAUGAUGGUUUAAAAUCGAUAACUAAAUAUUCUGAAUAUAUCAUUAAAAAUGUCAUGAAGGAACAAUUGAAAAGUCAAUCAAUAUUAUUUCGAGCAUUAUCUGAAUAUCACCGCGAAAAUGUGUUUUUAUCAUUAAAAGAAAGCAAGAUUGUAGAUAAUGGAAAUUCAUAUAAAUUGACUUUGGACGAUGUUACUGAACACGGUUGGUUAACGGACGUACAAUCUAUCAAAGAUGAUGUCACACCACGAUCACACAAUAUGCUAUUGGAAAAACUUCAUUCUUUCCAUAAGAAGGCAGAGUCGUCACAACAAGAAGAGUCGAAGCCAACACAAGAUGCUCAGAGAAUCGAAUUUGUACGACCAGAGCUGACUUCUACAAAGAACAAUAACACAAAUGAAAACGAUGAACCGAAGUCUGAUCAAUCUGAUGAUUCAGACGAUGAAGCUAGCAUAUCUAGCGAUAUCAGUUUAGAUGCUUCGUGGAUAUUCAUCGAAGAUAAAAUAUUCAUCACUGGUUUACCAUUUAACAUGCCCGCAGACAAACUGUUUGAUGCACUUCGGAAAGUAUUUUCUAGUAUUGGCGAAAUUAAGAUUCGUAGAAGAACAAAAAAUCCGUUCAUCAAGUUAUACACACGAAAAGAUAAUAGAUCUCAGCUUAGUGGAGCAGCAACAGUGCAAUUCAAAAACAAAGAAUCAGUCCCCAAAGCAAUCGAAAAAUAUAAUUGGAAACAAAUACCAAUUUUAAAUGAUUCUCAAAUAAAAGUUCAAAUGGCAAGAGCGAGAAUUUGUAAAACGAAACAACUAGUGGAAGGGUCACAACCUUCAGCAAGAUCAAAACAAAUCCCACGAGAAGAAAAAACUCCAGUUCCACAAGCGGUGGCAACCUCAGAAAAUUCAAUAUUUAUAACUGGUUUACCGAAGACAAUGUCCGAAGAACUUCUUUUCCGUACUCUUCGAGAUGAAUUUUCUACUGUUGGUAAAAUUGAAAUAGAUAAAACAACCAAAAAUCCGUCCAUUUAUUUGUUUAAAGAAAAAGAUAAACCGUCCGAACUCAAUGGUAGAGAUAACAAUGUAUGUGUUGUCUUCGUUGAAGGAAAACGGAUUAAAAGUUUGAAUAACUCUCAAAUCUAUGUCAAGAACUUUCAAGCAAAAACUCCAAAAGUGUUGCCACCGACGCCGGAACCAAAACCUCCAAUAUCAUUAAUGCAAAUCCCACAGGCAAGCGACUCGCGUCAACCUAAAGGAAACGUUAAUAUCCUUUGGGAUAUCGAAAAUUUGGCCAUUCCUGCUGGACGAAAUGCCUUUAAUAUUGUCAUGAAGCUACGGCAACAGUUAAUAAUAGAACGAAACAUGGUCGAAGUAUUGGCUCCAGAAAAAGUUGAUGAUGCUGCAUCAAGAAUACUUUUAACUAGUGUUCUUCCUUCAGCUGUUAGUCAAAAACUUGACGUACAAGCAAGCGAUGGAGAUUCCACACGGAUUAAUCCAGUGGCUACGGAAAUGUUUAAUAAGAGAGCGAGGCGCAACAGAAGAAGACAUUCUAAUGCUCAAUUGUCGGGAGCUUUACCAACACAAACAGAUGGCUCACAUAAUGUUGCACCAGGAGAUAUUCAACAAUGCGCCAAACCAAUAGACGAAGGCCAAUGGCAUGAGAAACAAAAUAAGCCUCCGAAUACUGACAAUUCGUUUUGUUGUUCCGUGUGUAACAAUAAGUUCUCCACGGAUGAUGGUCGACUUCAGCACGAAAGAGACAAGCAUAACAUCGAAGAGCUAAUUAAUCUUGUUAGUUUGACAACGAAAGAUCAUUUGAACCGUCACCGUGAGUCAAAAGGCUCCGAGAACCAAUCAAAUAUUGAUCUUAUUACAUUUGAUGAUGAUAGUGACGGUUGUGACACAUCACAAUCGAGUUUACCAGCGACAAUAAGGAAAACUGGCAGUCCCAUCCAACUUGAUGAUGAUGACAACAGCGCUGGCGAAUAUUGUGCUGAUUGCCAUGAUGAUUCUUUCAAAAAGUAG
This is a messenger RNA of Rotaria sordida, 13137 nucleotides long. NCBI's taxonomy places the organism in Eukaryota, Metazoa, Rotifera, Eurotatoria, Philodinida, Philodinidae. The record is from the annotation of a GenBank genome assembly.